AUGACGGACCUACAACGUGCCACUGUGUCCGGCUGGACGUACACGCUGACCGGGUUCGGCGAGUUCCUCGAGAUGCGUCGUGUCGCAUUCGCCGAGCCGAUGCCAGCCACCUGCCUCUGCGGCGUCUGUGGCGUACUGACUCGCCGUACUGCGCUACUGCCGUGCGGCCACGUCUUCUGCGAGAGCUGCAAGUCUCAGCUGCCGCGAGGAAACGACCGCUGCUGCCCAUUCGACGGGAAGAAGUUCGCCGACUCGGACGUUCAGCUGAUCGAGCUGUGCGAGCUGGAGCAACGCCGCGUUGUGUGCUCGGCCAGCUCCCGAGUAUGCGGCUUCUCCGGCAAACUGUCCGAGCUCGCGGAUCACCUGACUCAGUGCGGCGGCGGAAAGGUAAAGUGCCGCAAGUGCCAGCGAUCCGUCUUUCGCGGCCACGCCGUGAAUCACUAUCGCAGCUGCACCGGCCCCCUGCAUGCGGCGAACGCUGAAGCGGCCGCCAAGGCAGAUGAGAUGGCGGACGUCGAGAAGAGCGCGCGGGAGCUGAUGUUUAUUAAAGGCGUUGACUUGGAAGCCGUGUUCAGCCGCUUUACGAACACUUUGGCAGACAAGAUAGCCAGUCUCGAGCGUCAGUUAGUCGAAGCGCAGAAGAGGUCCAACAGCAAUCGGCAGCCGGCAGUCCCUACUGAGAAGGAGGCGGCGGUUAUCCAGGGACCGUACCGCGCUGCUUCCAGAGCAGGCGUUCUGAUCACCACGUGCAAGUUCGCCAAUGUCUGCGCAGCGCUCGACUCUCUAAACGAGAAGAAAACGCAAAUAGUGAAACCAACUGCUACGUAUUCGCUGGGAGGUUAUACCUUCUGCCUCGCGUGCAAGUUCUCCAAGAAUGGAAGCGAGAUCAACGCGGAUUUCGCUCUCUUUUUGCGCGACGGUGAGUGGGAUAGUUACGUGGAGUGGCCUUUCAAAAAGAAAGUUACACUGAUCAUGAUGCACCCCAAGGACGCAGCAAAAGACGUCCGCUUGCCGGUAACCAUGGAGGAACACGAUAUGGUGAAGAAACCCUAUGUUGGCUCUUGGAACACGAGCUGCUUUGCAGACAGUAAGAACUGGAAGGACAUUGAACUUCAUGGUUAUGUCGAUAGAGGUGCCCUCUAUGUAAACGUUGAGUUCGAAUAA
Rhipicephalus sanguineus (brown dog tick) is the source of this 1164-nucleotide messenger RNA. RefSeq lists its product as uncharacterized. Bases 1 to 1164 code for a protein of 387 amino acids. Lineage: Eukaryota; Metazoa; Arthropoda; Arachnida; Ixodida; Ixodidae. Gene Ontology annotation, molecular function: protein binding. The transcript has a single exon. The record is from RefSeq and is a predicted model, not a curated record.